AUCAAUAGAACCGCGUGAUCAAUGGAUCUAUCCUCUUGCCCCCUUUCCUCGCCGCCACUGCAGCCGCCUCCGCUUCCGCUUCCGCUUGUGCGUCCUUCCUUGCCGCCACCUCCGUGGGCAGACCCCAGCUCUAGCUCCAUCCCCAGUCCCAAUCCCAGUCCCAGCCCCUUCCUCUGAUCCUCUAUAGAUUUGCGAAUCUUGUCAGUUUUCGCUAACAACGAAGCAGCUCGUCCGUCUCCCGGAUCCGUACUGGGUUUUGGCCCCCCUCAUGUUGCUGGACGCCAUCUUCUUCCUGCCCACACUGUUCACCUACCUGCUCAUCCUGCUGCUCAUCUGCAUCCUGUGCUUCAUCGUUAUCUAUAUCAGCCACAAGAUCUACAUCUCCAUCUACGACAACCUGCCGCUGCCAGGCAAUUCCCGCCCAGCGCUCGUCCGCGCCUCCAACCAUGUGAUGACCAUGCGCAGCUACUUCGAAGGAUCCUUGCGCAGUCCUCGCUCCACUCAGGCCAGCUUGCGCUCCCUCUGGAUUCAGAAUAGGUCGCAGCUUCUGGAUACGACAGCUGUUUUAAGAAUUGUGGUAUCGCUGGAACCCUGCUACCUGGUAAGCAUAGAGUUCGAUGUGAGUCCGAGUCGAAGGGCAAUGAGCUUCCUGUGCACCUGCGACCGGGACGAGCCUGUUUGCGGCGCUGUGGAGCCCCGGCCCUCGAACUCUCUUCACAUCGUCCGGUACUUCGACCACCUCUCCAAGAUCCCGCGCCUGAAAGUCAUGCUUAAGUGCAACCAGAGGCGAUCGGACCCGCGGCGAGACAGCCAGGCGAGGAUGACCCUCGACGAGGUCAUCCAGGAGGCCAAGGAGGCCCAGUGCACGGAUCCUGGAGCUGCUUGCCGGGCUCCAACUGCUCGUCGAAAUAUACGGCCGUCGGCGCCGGCUCCGGACUGAGGAGGGGUAGCUUUAUCGAGGAGGACUUUAUUAAAAAUGCCUACAACUGGCUGCUGUGAUGUGGUA
Molecule: messenger RNA, 1006 nt
Organism: Drosophila ananassae
Lineage: Eukaryota; Metazoa; Arthropoda; Insecta; Diptera; Drosophilidae
Exons: 2
Coding region: 269-940 (223 amino acids)
Source: RefSeq, a predicted model, not a curated record